UUCUUCUUUUCACGUUCGGUUUUAAUUAAAUGCAGCCAUGGAGCAGCGGUUCAAAGUCUUUCCGCGAGUGUUUCUCUUAUUUUAUUGCCUGUUGGCAGGCCGAAAAAACUUAAAUAUCCAAGCUCUGGAAAUUCCACCGGCCUUUUCCUGCUUUUAAUUCUUCUGGUGGUUUUGGAAGAUUCGUUUGCAAGAGAAGCCCAGACGACCCAGGGAGACACGGCCAUACCUGGUGCAACCCUUGGAGUUAAUGGGUCUUCAAAGGUGCCCUUCCCACCUCCACCUCCUCAUCUACGAAAACGUUACACUCUGACCCCAGGACGGCUCAAGGGAUCAUUCAACUUAACAUACAAGUAAGAAAAUUCUGUCUUUCCCAAAAACCUGAUUGACAAAAGCCAGACGAGGAAAGGGCUGGCUGCAGCUUUCCGUAUGAGCGAUGUCUCCCCCUUCACCUUUCGCGAAGUGCCGGUUAGCGCCUCCAGCGACCUCACCAUUGGUUUCUACCCCAUCGACCACACGGAUUGCGUGGAAUCGCAGAUCCAUCACUGUUUCGAUGGCAUCACGGGUGUGGCCCACGCCUUCUUCCCGCAGACGGGGGAGAUUCAUUUCGACGAUCACGAGUACUGGAUUGUCGGGGACACUCGAUUCAGCUGGAAAAAGGGAGUCUGGCUGACAGACCUCGUUCACGUGGCCGCCCACGAAAUUGGCCACGCGUUGGGUCUCAUGCACUCUCUGGAUCCCAACGCUUUGAUGCAUGUGAACGCCACCCUGACGGGGAAGGACACGAUCUCGCAGGACGAGAUGUGGGGGAUGUACCGGCUUUAUGGCUGCAAAGAUCGACUCUUUAUAUGCCCAUCAUUGAGCCGGAAAGGUUACUGUCGAACGCGCCAACGGUUUAUGAAAAAGCACUGUCCAUACAGCUGUGAUUUUUGCUUGGCGUUCCCUUUUCCGACAGUGAUCCCCACCCCGCCACCCCCAAGGAUGAAGACCAGGCUCGUCCCCGAAGGCCGGAAUGUGACUUUCCGAUGUGGCCAGAAAAUCAUUCACAAAAAGGGGAAAGUUUAUUGGUAUAAGGAGAAGGAAUUGCUAGAAUAUUCCUAUCCUGGCUACCUGUUUCUGAACGGCGACCACAUGAGCAUUAUAGCCAACGCCAUCAAUGAAGGAACAUAUACUUGCAUCGUGAAGAAAAAGUCCAAAGUCUUGACCACAUAUUCUUGGCGAGUCAAGCUGAAGCAUUAAUGUGGACUGUGUGAAAGGACUUACAGACCCCCCCCCCCAAGUCCUUCUGUGUGGGUCCACUUCCUCACCUCUGUUGCCGUAUUGCACUUUCAACAGCCGAUCCGCACUCACGAAAACCAGUCCUGCAAAAAUACUGGUGUCUUUCCUGUUUUUUUUAUUCUUGGCCAAGCCUGCUGGGGAUGUUAGGAUGUGUAGUCGAAGUCAUAAAGGAGUCCAAGGGGAGGAGAAAUAGACUACAAUAUGAACUAAAAUAUCUGCUUUUUUUUUUUUUUACAGUUGCUAAUAUUCUUUAGGAACCAUUUUACACAUAUUUUCACCUACGUUCUGCUAUAAUCUGGAGCCUGGUACUCUUGUCAUCGAAAUUGGUUUAUUAAAUUUGUUUUUUUCCUCUUUCCCGGAGCUGUCCAAAAUGGCAUAUAUAAUAACACCCCUCCCUCCAAUUUCCUUGGAUCGCUUCAAAACAGAGGAGCAACUAAAAUUUUAUAGCCAAGGCCUUCAUCAUUUCUACAAUUUAGUAAAAGAUCCCAGCAUAUAAUGAAAUUCCUGGGCUCAGUUAUUUCCGCAAAGCAAACCUUGCACAAAACAAGUUUGCAAAUUUCACGCACUGCCUCUGUUUUCCUGAAAAAUAAGACCUCCCCGGAUAAUAAGCCCCGUCGGGCUUUUGAGCGCAGGCACUAA
Messenger RNA from Thamnophis elegans (Western terrestrial garter snake), 1914 nucleotides. It is a transcript of the gene MMP23B, whose product is annotated as matrix metallopeptidase 23B. Gene Ontology annotation, molecular function: metalloendopeptidase activity; zinc ion binding. The record is from RefSeq and is a predicted model, not a curated record. Gene Ontology annotation, cellular component: extracellular matrix. Gene Ontology annotation, biological process: extracellular matrix organization; proteolysis; collagen catabolic process. NCBI's taxonomy places the organism in Eukaryota, Metazoa, Chordata, Lepidosauria, Squamata, Natricidae.